This is a messenger RNA of Chenopodium quinoa (quinoa), 3965 nucleotides long. Its product is annotated as receptor-like protein kinase. Gene Ontology annotation, biological process: protein phosphorylation. Gene Ontology annotation, molecular function: ATP binding; protein binding; protein kinase activity. The coding region runs from base 274 to 3606 and encodes 1110 amino acids. The record is from RefSeq and is a predicted model, not a curated record. NCBI's taxonomy places the organism in Eukaryota, Viridiplantae, Streptophyta, Magnoliopsida, Caryophyllales, Amaranthaceae. The transcript has 2 exons.
CACUGAAUAUUGAAAGUUUGAAACCGCGUGGAAUUUAUACUACUCGGUAUCAGAAACACAUUUUUCAUUAUUCUUCUUCUUUAAUACUUCGACAUUUAUACUGCCUUUGUUCACUAUUCAAUUAAUUUUUUCUGUACUUGCUAUUAACUCGUUUAGUCGUAAAUUUUCUGGUGGGUUCUAUUAUCAUGUUCCAAAUGAAGUGAUUCCAAACAUUUCACCCUUCAAAGUUGGUAUUUUUCUUCUCUAUCUUUCAAUUUCCUAGUUAGAUUUGUAAUGGCAGAAGUUAAGAGCUUCAUUUACACUGUUUUCUUGUCAAUUUUCAUGUCUUUUUUGUUUAGAACUGCAUUCUCUGUGAGUUCAGAUGAAAAGGCUUUAACAUCACUUUUAGCUAAUUGGGUUGUUCCUAAUUCAGUUAAAUUUAACUGGGUUUCUUCCAAUUUUAGCUCAUGUUCAUGGGUUGGUGUUCAAUGUGACAAAACCCAUCAUGUAGUUUCUCUCAACUUGUCAAAUUUUGGGAUUUCUGGGAUUUUAGGCCCUGAAAUUGGUCAAUUAUCUCAUUUGAAUACUAUUGAUCUUGGUUAUAACUCCUUUUCUGGUGAAAUUCCUGCUGAGAUUUCCAAUUGUAGUCUUCUUGAGUAUUUGGACCUUUCAAACAACAAUUUCACUGGUGAAAUUCCUGAAACCUUAGGGAAUUUGCAUAACUUAUUGGCUCUUAGCUUGUUUAGCAACUCUUUAACAUCUCGGAUUCCGGAAUCGUUGUUUCGGAUCCCACAUUUGCAGUCACUCUUUCUGAAUGAUAACAAGCUUACUGGUUCAAUUCCUUCCAAUAUUGGCAAUGCUAGUGAACUUGUUUCUCUUUAUCUGUAUGACAAUCAGUUAUUUGGCAUUAUACCUUCUUCCAUAGGCAAUUGUUCUGCCCUUGAAGUUGUCUAUUUGAAUGAUAAUCAGCUGGUGGGUGUUUUGCCUGAGAGUCUAAAUAACCUUAAUUUGGCCUAUCUGGAUGUUAGCAAAAACAAGUUGGAAGGUACCAUUCCCUUAGGUUCUGGUAGUUGUGAGCAUUUGAUUGAGCUCGUUUUGUCAUUUAAUAAAUUUCGUGGUGGUAUACCUCAUGGCUUGGGUAACUGCAGCAACCUGGAGCUUUUUGCUGUAGUAAAUAAUCUCUUAACGGGAAAGAUCCCGGCUUCAUUAGGUCAGCUUUCCAAACUUUCUAAACUGUACCUUGCAGAGAACUCUCUGUCAGGGAAGAUACCUCCGGAACUUAGGAACUGUAGGUCCUUGACUGAAUUACAAUUGAAAGAGAACAAACUUGAGGGUGAGAUUCCUAGUGAAUUGGGGUCUCUAAGUAAAUUGAGCAACCUUGAAUUGUUUGAAAAUCGACUGUCAGGAGAGUUUCCACUUAGUAUUUGGAAAAUUCAGACCCUUCAGGAUGUUAUUAUUUAUAGCAACAACUUAUCAGGGGAGCUACCUCAGGAACUGACGAAGAUGAAGAAUCUCAAGAACAUUUCCUUACAUGAGAACCAUUUUUCUGGGGUCAUACCACGAGGUUUGGGGAUCAAUAAUAGUUUGGUGCAGAUUGAAUUUACAAACAACAAAUUCACUGGUGAAAUUCCUCCUCACCUUUGUUUUGGUAAGCAGCUAAAGGUUCUUAACUUAGGUCAAAAUAUGUUCAGUGGUAGCAUACCCCCUGAUAUUGGAAGUUGCUCAAGUUUGACUAGGUUAAGACUUGAGCAAAAUAACCUGGCAGGGAGACUUCCUGAAUUUGCUGAGCAUCACAGUCUCAUUUUCAUGGACUUAAGUGAAAAUAAUAUUAGCGGAAAAGUGCCACCAAGCCUUGGGAAUUGUCGUAAUAUCACCACAAUCAAUCUGUCAUUGAACAAGCUUACUGGAUUUUUGCCUCCAGAGCUUGGAAACUUGAUAAAUCUUCAGGCAGCGAACCUAUCUCACAAUUGUUUAGGAGGAUCAUUGCCACCCCAGCUAGGGAACUGGAAUAAGUUGCUUCAAUUUGAUGCCACUUUCAAUUCCUUGAAUGGGUCAAUUCCACCGACUCUAAGAAGCUGGGAAGCCAUAUCUACCUUGAAUUUAAGAGAGAAUAGUCUUACUGGAGGAAUUCCUCCUUUUCUAUCAGAACUCCGAAUGCUCUCAGAACUUCAACUUGGUGGCAAUUUAUUCAGAGGACAAAUUCCUUCUUCAAUUGGCUUGUUGACAAAUUUGAAAUACACUUUAAAUCUUAGCAACAAUAAGCUAACCGGUGAAUUACCUUCUUCUCUGGGGGGAUUAGCCAAUCUACAGCAGCUGGACGUGUCUCACAACAAUCUAUCGGGAUCCUUGGCCACUCUCGGUAAUAUGCCUUCUUUGGUUGAGGUUAAUGUCUCAUACAAUCUGUUCUCUGGUCCAAUACCCUCAACACUAUCGAACCUGUUGAACAUAUCACCAUCAUCGUUCUUGGGAAAUUCUGCACUUUGUGUUGACUGCUCUCAUGCCACUGAUUCUAAUUGCACAGCACAAAGGUACGUAAGGCCAUGUGAUGAUGUGCUAGGGAGGAAAAGCUCUAAAAGCCGAUUGGACAGUAUUCACAUAGCAAUUAUAGCUCUUGGGUCAUUGCUCUUUGUGGUGCUUCUUGCCCUUUUAAUCUGUUAUAUCUGUGUCAGAAGUCAAGGAAGACAGAAAGAAGACAUUGAAUUAUCAAAUCAGGAAGGUACGUCCUUUCUGCUCAGCAAAAUCAUGGAGGCUACUGAAAAUCUGAAUGACAAAUACGCCGUUGGUAGAGGAGCUCAUGGAACUGUCUACAAAGCCUCAUUGGCUCCAGAAGAUGUCUAUGCUGUCAAGAAGCUUGAUUUUGGUGGUCAGACUGGUGCAAAUGAGAGUAUGGUUAGAGAAGUGCAGACACUUGGGAAAAUCAGGCAUCGAAAUUUAGUUAAAUUGGAAGGUUUUUGGUUGAGGAAGGGUUAUGGCUUGAUACUGUAUAAAUACAUGGAAAACGGAAGCCUUCGUGAUGUUCUCCAGCAGACAGAUCCUCUUUUAUUGCUAUGGGAUAUAAGAUAUAAGAUAGCUCUUGGAAUGGCACAUGGAUUGGCAUACCUUCAUUUUGAUUGUGUUCCUGCUAUCAUACACCGUGAUAUCAAGCCUGAAAACAUACUUUUGGACUCAGAAUUGGAGCCUCACAUCUCUGACUUCGGCAUUGCUAAGCUUUUAGAUCAAUCACCAACUUCAAUUCAAUCUCUUGCAAUUUCUGGGACAACCGGCUAUAUUGCACCAGAAAAUGCUUAUGCAACAAAGAGAAGUACUAAGUCAGAUGUUUAUAGCUAUGGGGUUGUAUUGCUUGAACUUUUGACCAGGAAGAAAGCAGUUGAUGCAUCAUUCCCUGAGGGAAUGGAUAUAGUCGGAUGGGUCAGGUCAGCUUUGGACUGUUCUGAACAGAUUGACCAUGUGAUUGACGAAGCCCUCCGUGAGGAAUUUGUGGAUUCUGAGAUCAUGGAACAAGUAUAUGACGUCCUUUCUAUAGCUCUCAAGUGCACAGAAAGAGAUCCAUGCAAGCGACCAACAAUGAGAGAUGUUGUGAAGCAAUUAGAAGAUACCAAUCAUACUGCAAGAUGGAAGAAAUCUUAGUAGCUUUAUUUAGGCUCAUUAUUCUAACUCUCCUUGUUCUGCCAAUCUGCAUUCUUGCGUUUUCGAUGGUGGUCUUGGACGACGAUGGAUGUAACCCUUCUGUGUAAGUGUAUAUUUCAUGCAUCAUAAGUGGCCCUCUAGUUCUUCUAGCUCUAAAUUGUUUCUGUAGCAGUUUUUCCUCUUUCUUACAAAAUGAUGAUUACUGCUCUGUAUGGUCUGAUGGCUAGCUAGUGUAGCAUCUUACAUCUCUAGUUAUUUGUUUAGUGGUGUCAAUGGUGUAAAACUAAUGGACCCUCCAUCGCAUUGCAUUUGAGCACUUCCUAAUUCAAUCUUCCCAAAUAAUUUGGUUCAAAGGAAAA